CCGCGGGCCCUUCCGCCCGGGCGCUCGCGGCGGCCCCUGGGGUCGGGCCGAGCAGGAGCUCAGGAGCUGUCGGACGCUGAGGGCCCUGGGCUGGCCGUCCGGGUUCCGGGUGAAGUCGCGCCCCUGACGGGCCAGUCCGCCCUAGACCCGGCCCGAGCUUACACGUCUGUAAAAUGGAAGCCUGGGCUAGUGAUCUGUGAGGACCUUCCGCGUCGGACGUGUGAUCUCGAGAGGGACCUGCGUACAUCGAAGCUGCCGGAGGGAAAGAAUAGCUUGAAACCCAUGGCCCAAAAUGACUCUGCCAGUGGAGACUUUCUUCUGUGAAGAAGGCGACCAGAUAGGAGGCUGGGAUGAGCAUGCCACUGCAUCAGAUCUCUGCCAUUCCAUCCCAGGAUGCUACCUCUGCUAGAGUCUACAGAAGUAAGACCAAAGAAAAGGAGAGGGAAGAACAGCAUGAGAAGACUUUGGGACAUUCCAUGAGUCAUUCAAGCAACAUUUCUAAGGCUGGGAGUCCUCCAUCAGCGUCAGCUCCGGCUCCGGUGUCUGCCUUCUCUCGCACUUCUGUCACACCGUCCACCCAGGACAUCUGCAGUUCCAGUGCAGUGUUUUCUGAGUGUUGUCACCACAGUCCCGUGCAGUCUGCUGUUGUCUUGAAAACUCCUCAAUGCCAGAGUUCUCUGACACAAGGGCUCACUGUGACAGUUAUUUGUAAAGACACAGUACAGGCGUCAAAGAGAAAUUCCUUUGGUUCAGAAUGGGUCCAGGCCUUGAACCCUGUUAAGAAUACUAAAGGCAGAAGAACACUAAAGUUCUCAAAGUCCCUAAAUGACGUGGGUGAGAAGGCCCAAGAUACUUUGGAAAGUUUUGACUAUGUGGAACGAACUUGUUCUGAAGGAAAAUUAAUACUCCCUCACGAUCCACGUCUCAGAAUUAACAGGUUCCAUCAUAAAGAGAAAAGGACGCUGAUCCGCAGACCUCUUGGCAGUUCCAAACAUUCUUGCGUUUCAUCCCUUUCUGCCAAUUGUUCAACUGCCUCUGAGGCGGGAGCUGGCAAGGGAGGUGUGCACGUCCCGCUGUCGGACGAGAAAGGAGAUGGCGAGGCCGUGUCCAGAAGCCGGCGGCUGCUCCGGUACCUGCUCUCUCUCUCGCGCGGCUCGAGCUCCAGCAGCCUGCACAGGUUCCACGAGCUGGAGAGCUGUGCCGGUCACCUGCAUGCCGCCAAGUCCUCCAGCGGGCUGGCUGGGAGCGCCGGCUUCUGCUCCGAUGAGAUGGGAGACGACGACGUCUUUGAGGACAGCACGUCCACAAAACUGAAAAGCAGGGUCCUGCGGGCGCCCCUCUGCUCCACAGAAAAGGACAGCGACCUGGAUUGUCCUUCUCCCCUCUCUGAGAAAUGUCCCCCCAUGUCCCCCGUGUCCACAUCAGGGGAUGCCUGCAGGAUCUGUCACUGUGAGGGAGAUGACGAGAGCCCUCUGAUCACGCCUUGCCGCUGCACGGGAAGCCUCCACUUUGUGCACCAGGCCUGCCUGCAGCAGUGGAUCAAGAGCUCUGACACGCGCUGCUGCGAGCUCUGCAAAUACGAGUUCAUCAUGGAGACCAAGCUGAAGCCUUUGAGAAAAUGGGAGAAGCUGCAGAUGACAGCCAAUGAGCGCAGGAAGAUCAUGUGCUCAGUGACGUUCCAUGUCAUCGCCAUUACCUGCGUGGUCUGGUCCUUGUACGUGCUCAUCGACCGCACCGCUGAGGAGAUCAAGCAGGGGCAGGCAACAGGAAUCCUAGAGUGGCCCUUUUGGACUAAAUUGGUGGUUGUGGCCAUUGGCUUCACCGGAGGACUUCUUUUUAUGUAUGUUCAGUGCAAAGUAUAUGUGCAUUUAUGGAAGAGACUCAAGGCUUAUAAUAGAGUGAUCUAUGUUCAGAAUUGUCCAGAAACAAGCAAAAAGAAUGUUUUUGAAAAAUCUGCACUAACGGAGACCAACUUUGAAAAUAAAGAUGGACGUGGAGUCUGUCAUUCCGACACAAACUCUUGUUGCACAGAGCCUGAAGACACUGGAGCAGAAAUCAUUCAUGUUUGAUUGUCUGGAGGGUGUAGUUUUCCUGGACAUCUGUGAAGAGCUGAAGGAAAUUGUUUACUGCCAAUUGUGUACCUUUCUUAUGUCCUUUAAUAGCAUAGACGGGGCAGGUGAAUAUUUUUAGUGGCUUCUCUUUUUCUGAACCCUCCUUCAUGAAUCUCCUCGAAAGCCCUUCCAGGAGCCAGGCAUGGCUGGGUCCCCCCUCUGCCAGGCUGCUCUGUGGGAAGAGAAGGUGGAAGACUCCAUGAUGCCAUGAUGGGGAGACGGCCGAGUUUGCACCCAUGAUCUUGAGCAGAACGAGAGAAUAAAAUGCCAAACCCGAGGGAAGAGCAGGAGCAGGGGGCACCAGGCCUUGAUGUGCAGCUUCCUCCAGCUUGCAGCGUGCAGGCCCUGAAGUGUCUGGCCCUGAGGAGAGGAUCCCCUCUGCACUAAGGAGAGCCCCUCCCGGCACAAAGUCCUGCCCGCCCUCUGCUGAUGCUGCCACCUUGGCUCUCUCAAGCAGGCAGUGCCGGCGCUCCGUGUGUGGUGGCGUGUGAUUCACCGAGCAAACAGCACUUUACAGAAGAGAAUCUUUAUUUUGUGAUACGUGUGUCCAGUGGGAUUGACACUUAAAGAACAUCUCAUUUAGAAAUCUCCCCUUUGUUACCCUUGUUAUCUCUUUUACAUCGUAAUAGAUCUAAAACCCUUUUUGCCUUAUAUAUGCUAAGAAGCGUGACAUUCACUCUGUGUCCAUAAGACAGACUUGUGUGACUCUAAAACAGGACAGACAGAUCUGAGGCUUUUUCAUGGGAAUUAAUGGAUGUUAAAUGGCAAUUAGAGCAUAAUUCCUAUGCUUUUGAGCUUGUUUUAUGACAAGUCCUUAUUUCAGAAGCCUGCCCUGUACAUUUCUUUUUUGUCAACACUGAAAAAGAAGGGUUUUUGAGAUCUAAACAGAAGGAAAGGAAGUGAAUAAUUACAACAAAAAUGAAUAUUUAAAAAAUAUUCCUUUAUAGACAAAUCUCUCCAGUUGGUGCUGACUUCACACUGAAGGAGCAGCCACGUGCCGCCUUGGUCGGGGCUUGUGCCGCAGGUGCUCCUAGGUGCUGGCCCACCAUGCAGCUCUGCUCGGGGGAAGGUUCUGUGGAGUCACCACUGAGGGCCAAGGGGCAAGUGGGCUGGCCCUAGGACAAGGAUCAGGUGUGAGCAGCAAAUUGCGGGGGUCCCCAGCCACAUACCUGCCCAUCUGUCGCCUUAACUGGACUGAACAGACAGGAUCCUUUAGGGGCCCUUGGCCCCACUGUUGGUCCAUUCUGUCAUCAGGGAUUAUCUCCUGUACCAGUUUCAUAAGACAAAACCAAAAUCACUACCAUCAAAUUGCCUUUAUCCCUUUAAAAAGUCUGCUUAAAAUUCUGUUUUUAAAACCUAGUUCCAUAGUACCAGGCAAAUAAAGAGUCAACUCCAGGAAAGUAGGCCAGAGGGCCUACACCACAAUGUGAGCAGGCCACGUGCUGUCUGUCCUGGUGACUUUCAUCCAGCUGGCAGAGGGGUGGUGAGGUGCCCGGGGGUCCUGCCCUCACUCUCUCUGAGCCUGGUCCGUCAUCCUGUUGAAAGGCGCAAGCAAACACUAGAUUUCUUUGCCUUUCGGAGUGGAAGCCUGUGGUUUGUUUUGAAGUCCGGGAGGAGGUUGAAGGGUCUCUAAGCUCUGGGUGCGGCGCAUCGGGGUCACCAGUCCUGGUCUGUGGAGCUGCCCCGCCGUGGCCCUUCUCUGGGCGGACAGGCACUGUCCGGCCACAGCUGGCUCCUGAAAAUGGGUUAACCUGCCCUCUCUCCCAGGCCACAUCCAGCCUGUGCCUGUGUUCACUGUGCCCCAAAGUGCAAUUACCCACACCCCUUCUCCUUCUGGGGACACCAGGCAGCCACAGACUGUCCACUCAGGGGAGCUGAAUCCCAGGUCAGCCCUGCCACUGCCUCUUAGGAACUCUUGCCCAGGCAAGGCCCCUGGUUUUGUACACUUGUCCCUGCUACCCUCCAACCACGGAUGAGUGGUUAAAGUGAUGACUGGGAUAGAUUUUUAAGUGUGAAUUCCCUCCCACCCAUGGAACCCCUUCUGCUGAAUUUGAAAAGCCCUGAGACUUCCUGCAGAGAGGAAAGUGUGCUGAGGUAGGGGUAGCCCCUGGGCAGCCCACCUGGCGUGGCUGGCACCCUGUCCGGCUGCCAUGCAUGCCCAACCAGAUUCUCAUGUGAAGCCGUCUCCCGUUUCCGGAAGGCCUAACACCAUCUCAUCAUCUCUGGCCACUCUGUGGACAGUCGCCCACAUCCUUCUUUCACCUCCUGGCGGGGCACACAGCCACCCCCUUGACUUUUCUUUUCGUGCAGGUUCUAGUUCAGCACCUCUGAUCCAUUGGCCCCUCAGUGACUGACUAGUAGUGAAGCGUGAAGCCUGGCAGGGGGUGCUCUGCUGCCACCUAGUGGGGACACAGCAUCUGCCAGUAUGCCUUUCAUCUGGGUGAACUUGCCAAGUUCUUUUGGGGGGCUAUUUAUUCCCUAGUUCUCCCCCCCCCUUUAUUUUGCAUUUGGCUUUAGUGGUAAGAUGGCAUUUGGCUGAACCAUACAGAAACCCAGGCUUAGGUGUCAGGGCCAGGAGGGCUGAUAUUUGUGGGCCAGGGAAGGGGAAGAGGCAGGCAGUCUCCGGUGUGUCACCAGCCAGCCCUCUCUCUGAUUGGGCCUUUUCUCCCAUAAGUACCACUUUCAGGUUUCUGAUUUCAGCUGUAAAUGGAUUUUUGUGUCCAAGUCUAUUGGGAGACUUUCUUGGAAACCCUGUAAGAUCUAUUUCUACUCUAGGCUUCUAAUAUCUCUCCCUUUUUUGCUUUAAUCCCUCUUUUCAAUCAUAUAGGCCUAGUUUCUGCCGUUCGUGUGCCCUGCCUGGUGUGAGGCCCCAGCAGCCGGGCCAGUUGGGAGCCUCUGGUGAUGCCUGCAGGGCCUGCAGGGCUAGAGGAGGGCUGGGCCAGCGGGGCGAGCCUCGCAGUGCUGUGGGCUUGGCUGGACACAAACACAUUUGAAAUACUUUCCCUUUUGAAUCUGGUUUGGAAUGUGCAGCUUCCAUCUCUAGCCCAAGGAAAGACCAAAACGUAGGGAAACAAAAGCAUUUAUCUUUGUUUUGGAAGUAAUUGUUCAGGUUGUGCACCUGAUCAGGCACAUUUAGAUGCAAUGUUUAUAGAAAGUUGAUUGUUAAUAAAAACCAAAUUUACACUGGCAUGUGUGGUGUAGUUUCUAAAGGCACUUCACAUUUGAAAUUUUUCUUACCUUAGAAAGUUUCUAGUUAUCUGAAUGUCUAGUUUUGUAUUCUUUUGUGUAUGUUCACUGUUUCUCAGUAUUACCACUUGAAUAAUUCUCUGUACAGGGGGGUUUGUGCUAUACACUGGGGUGUCUAAUUGCAGCAAUAAAGCCUUUCUUUAAAAAGGA
Molecule: messenger RNA, 5507 nt
Organism: Lemur catta (Ring-tailed lemur)
Lineage: Eukaryota; Metazoa; Chordata; Mammalia; Primates; Lemuridae
Gene: MARCHF8
Product: membrane associated ring-CH-type finger 8
Exons: 8
Coding region: 351-2069 (572 amino acids)
Biological process (GO): protein polyubiquitination; antigen processing and presentation of peptide antigen via MHC class II; immune response
Cellular component (GO): early endosome membrane; late endosome membrane; cytoplasm
Molecular function (GO): ubiquitin protein ligase activity; zinc ion binding; MHC protein binding
Source: RefSeq, a predicted model, not a curated record